AUGAACGGGAAACCGGAUUCGCUCUCCCAAUUGUUGCCCCAGCAGAUUCGUUACGCCUUUGAUCGACACGAACAGAAAGCCUCCAUGAAACCGGGUUCGCUGUCUCAUUUAUUGCCACAGAAGACUCUAUACGCCGUUGAUCGAUAUGGACAACAAGCAGCCACGGAAGCGGAUUCGCUUUCCCAGCUACGGCCAUACUUCACACAAACGACAGCUGCCCACUACCCAUCGCUUCAGCCAAAGACACCCACAGCAUCGCAAUUAGAAUCAAUGACGGCCCGCAUCUUAGACAUCGUCCAAGCGGGCGACUGGACGCACCCAGACUGGCAAAACUUCGUCGCCUACGAUUUCGUAGCAAAGCUGCCAAUCCGAGGCCUGACCACGAGCAGACAAGCGUACGAGGAAGGGUACGAAGUGUCCCGCACGCUCUCUCCGCGCCUGUACCACCCGCCCAACAGCAUCGUGGCGUACGUCGACGAGUCGCAGCAGACGGCGAGGGUGUUUGUGCUGGCUCAGCUGUUUGGGAAUCCGUCGCCGCUGGUCCGGCAGGGGGUGAUGGUUUACCAUUUUGCGUUGACGACGCAGGGGUGGAAGGCGGUGAAGCUGCUGGCUAUGAAAGGGGCGGAUUUCUACUGA
Molecule: messenger RNA, 636 nt
Organism: Neohortaea acidophila
Lineage: Eukaryota; Fungi; Ascomycota; Dothideomycetes; Mycosphaerellales; Teratosphaeriaceae
Exons: 1
Coding region: 1-636 (211 amino acids)
Source: RefSeq, a predicted model, not a curated record